Messenger RNA from Megalobrama amblycephala (Wuchang bream), 6547 nucleotides. RefSeq names its product myopalladin-like. The transcript is spliced from 21 exons. Bases 290 to 5785 code for a protein of 1831 amino acids. The record is from RefSeq and is a predicted model, not a curated record. NCBI's taxonomy places the organism in Eukaryota, Metazoa, Chordata, Actinopteri, Cypriniformes, Xenocyprididae.
GGGCUCAUUCCCUGGCACACGCUUCAAAUCCCUCCACCUCCCUUCAAAUAACCUGCCACCGACACGCUGACGAAUGUUUCUGCUUUAUGGUGACAGGUCGCUCAGGCAGGCCGUUGCUGUGCCGCCUCUGCUGCUGCUGUAAACUCAAGGUUAACUUUGCUCAAGACUAGGAAAACGCUGUGGCAGCUGCGCUCAGGCCGUCUGGAAAGCUGGAAUUUAAGUGGAUUGUAAGCAGGUGCAGUAGAUCUACUCAUUGUGGAGCAGAAAGUUCACACUGAAGUUAAGCAUCAUGCAGGAGAACAACAUGGAUCAGCCCACGUCCUUGUCGCAGCUUUUACGGGAGAGUUACCUGGCCGAAGCCAGAGCCCACCACAGACACGGCGAACCGAGCUGCAUCGACACCCCUCGACGUCUGGUGUACGGGACGCUCAAAGAGAGAGCGGAUGAUUCCGGUGGGAAAGUGGAAGCUCAGUUUCCGGACUUGUCUGCCUUCCUGAGCCAAGAAGAACUGGACAAGAGUGUCGAUCUGGCUUGCAAAGCGAUCAGCAAGGAUCCCCGAGAACGUGAGGAGAGAUGCCCACAAAUGAGCCAUUACAGUGUUCCUUCCAACAAACCCACUCCAGAAACGGAGGUUGUGUCAGAGAGACAAUCAAUCCAGCCUUCAAUCCAAGAAAACACGAUAAGGAACGUCAGAAGUACCAGGGAACCUGCGGCAGAUUUCAAAAGACCCCAAAGAAAUGCUCCUUACGGCUUGGAGACGCAAUCCAAGAAGGAGUUCCUCAAUAAGGCUGCUGACUUCAUAGAGGAGCUUUCGUCUCUGUUUAAGUCCAACAGUUCUAAGCGAAUUCGGCCUCGUACUUGCAAAUCGCACCGGAGCCGAUACCAGAACAAAGCCCAACUUGAUGGCACUUCAUACUCCAUUAAUGCAGAAGAUAGAGAAAGGCCGAUUCUACUUAACCAACAAAUGGAGGAGCCAAUGGAGAUCAAUCCAGUCAUGGAGGAGCCGUAUGACGCAGAGGAGCCCCAGGAACCGGAGCCACCUUGUGAAAUAGAGUGUGAAGCACCGGCUCUGAUAGAACCGGAGGAACCCGUGUGUGAACCUCCACACUUUAUACAGAAACUCAAAAGCAGGGAGGUUCCUGAGGGAAGUAAAGUCCAGUUGGAUUGUAUCGUCAGAGGGCUGCCUACUCCUGAAGUUCGAUGGUUUUGUGAGGGUAAAGAGUUGGAAAACAGUCCUGAUAUUCAGAUCAUCACCAACGGUGAGCGACACUCUCUGAUCAUAGCAGAGGCUUUUGAAGAAGAUACAGGCAGAUACUCGUGCUUUGCCUCCAACUUUUACGGCACAGACUCCACCUCAGCAGAAAUCUACAUUGAGGGAGCGUCAUCAUCGGAUUCUGACGGAGAACAACAUUUUCAAGCACAACUUCAUAAAAGAUCUCCUCAGCCCAAGCCUGCUGAGGUCUCGGUAGAAUCCAGCACAUCUGCUGAAGACGCCAUACCAACUGUAACAACCACCUGCGCUGAGCCACCAGCACCUUCAGACGCAGAAGCAGUGCUGCUGACCGCUGACCCUCCCUCUGAGCAAGAAGAUACAGAACUUCUGAGUACCAAGAUCAUCAGCUCUGAAAUACCUGUUCUAGAACCAACCGUUCCUGCACUAGAACAAACCAUACCUGUACCACCAGCGCCAAUAUCUGAUGUGGAACCCACUCCACCUUCUCCACCCCUCACCAUAGCACCACCAUCACUUCCAUCAAGCCAAAGUAUUUCCGAUAUAUUGUUAACAUCUCAACAGAGCAUUCCUGAGAAUCUAAAUGGCAGCAGUAGUUAUUUUCAAGACUUUGAUGUAAGACCCAUAAUGGCAGCUCCUGUUUUUACAAAGAACCUUCAGGAUGUCCUGGCUCUGGAGAGUCAGCUGGUAGUGCUGGAGUGCCGAGUAAAAGGCAGUCCCUCCCCCAAAGUGGACUGGUACAGGGAGGGAACACUUAUUGAAGACUCUCCAGACUUCAGGAUCCUCCAGAAGAAACCAAGAUCUAUGGCUGAAUCUGAGGAGAUAUGUACGUUGGUUAUUGCGGAGGUCUUUCCAGAGGAUUCUGGGACAUUUACUUGCACAGCCAGCAAUAAAUAUGGCACAGUUUCCAGUAUCGGAGUGUUGAGAGUGAAAGGACGCAACGCCAACCCCAAAACUACAAGCACUUUAACUGUGGAAUCCUCCCCACCAAAGGUUCCAGCAACAGACCUGAUAUCAACAACUUUGAAGCGUAAGCCAGAUGUUCCUCUGGUAAACAACAAGCUUCACUCAAGUAUGAUUUGUCUUGACCCUCUGAGCUCUGGCUAUAAGCAGUCAGACCCUCUGGACUCUGGAACACUUCGUUCAGACUCUCUAAACCCUAGUAUGUUUCGCCAUGACCUCAGCACUAGCCUACCUAGUCUAAACCCUCUCAGCAUUGGAAAACACAGCUCAGAUACUUUCAGGAGUAGUUUACCUCAGCUAGACCCACUCAGCUUCAAUGCAUCUUCACUGAACUCUGAUUCGAACCAUAAGUCUCUCAACUCUAGCACUACACACUUCGAUUCAGGAGGGUCUGGUUGUAAGCCUUCCACAGAGGUGACCCAAAGUCCAGCCAAUGGAUUAGCCUCCGCCAUCACUUUGGGCUCAGAUGCCUGGGUUGAACCAUCAGUAAACUCCAGUAACCAUCAAGAGCAACCACCUGUUAAACCCCUACCAGAUCCCCCAACUUCUUGCCUCAAGACAAGACCCGAGGGUGUGUUAGGGAAUCACAAUGAACCCCGCUCUGGUUCUCGAGUGGGUCUCCGCGUAACCUUUAAACUCCCCGAGGAUGAAGAAGAAGAAGAGAAAGACAUGUCAUCCAAAGAACCACCACCGGUGUUGGCUAAACCAAAAUUAGACCCAGUGCAGCUUCAGAUCCUCCACAACCAGGUGCUUUUGGAACAGCAGCAGGAGAACGUCUCCCCAAGCCAAGAGUUACCACAUUUAGACGGGACAAGUUAUGAGCCACCGUCUGUCACUCCAACUCACCCGACUGCAAAUCCAGUGCCAUCCCCACUCCGACCACCUCUCGUAAUUAACUCUAGUCCAAUUCCACAGCUAAUCCCUGCAUCCAUCCCUGCAGCACCUACUCUCACCUUAAAAUCUGCUCCUGUAUCCCAAUUGAGCAUGCCUUUAACCAAUUCCAUGCCCUUGCCACAACUUACUCCAUCAGCCCCAACCUUACACAACCCCCCUCCAGCACCUCAACAAAAUCUAGUUCCUACUACUUUGUUGAAUACUGUUCCACCAAGUAUGGUUCCUUCUACCCAUAUACCCCAAACAAUUGUGGCGCACAAUGUGGGGCCUAUCUCACCCAAUGUGACUCCUAUGCCAAGUGUGAUCCCAAUAACUCAACCUUCAGGAGCUAUGCCUAUGCCUCAAUCAAAUGUGGGACACUCUACACCUUUUCCACAACUUAUCAUGGCUCCUUCCACCCAACCAAACCCUAACCACAUGGCCAAUAUGCCACCCAUUACUCCUUCCAGUCAUAUAUCACAAAUAAACAUGAAUCCAACCUUGCAGAUGAACUCUGUUCACAUUAGUGACAUGAGUGUUGCCAAAACACAAGAAUUGAUGACACCUGAUGCAGCAGCGGUGAACAACACUACACCAAAAUUAAACACCACUUCAAUUACUCAUCCCAGCAUGGCUCCACAAGACACACGUUCUCAAAGUGUGUCCUAUCCACCCCCGAGUAUCAUCACCUCACCGCAUCUGGUGAGAAAUCCACCUGCGCCCAUCCCGAGUCCUAUGUCUCCACCUCCGAUGAACAACACCCAGCCUCCACUUCCCGGGAUUAUCCCGAUCUCUGCCCAGAGCUUCAGCUACACCAGGCCAAAGGAGUUCAUCGCAGCCCAGACGCUCUCUCCUAUCAGGAGUCCUUCUCCAACUGAGUCACCUGUUCCAAUGCUCCAUGAAUUAGCCGCACAGAUAUUCCCGAAGUCAACACGGGAGCUCAUGUCACCAGUCAACCAGUUUGCUCCGUCCCCAAGAAAGUUUCCAACAAGAGUUCUGGAGUGUCCAAGCAGCCCACCAUAUGUGUCCUCACCACCUCUUGUGCCUCCUGGGCUGGUGAAUUCAGUGUUUUCUUUUAGACCUCAGUCACCACCACAAGCUUCUUCACCAACGUCUAGCAGCUCUACCCCCAGCCCCAUCCAAAAUCCAGUGGCCUUCCUUAGUUCUGUCCUUCCUUCACUGCCAACAUCUCCUCUAACCAAUGCCAUGGGGCUGCCUAAGAGGGCCCCACCUGUGCCUCAAAGUUCAAUGAAGAAGAAUCAAAGAGUUUCCAGACUCCUGUCCGAUGACAACAUCCGUGAAAGCAGGGAAACACUCUUACAAGAUAUUGAGAAGAAGUUGCGAUUUAAAGAUGAACCACUUCGUUUUGGACAACAGAAGCCGAGUUAUGUGGGGGAAGUGAGCCGAUCGCUCGGACCAAACAUUCCCACUGCAACAGUCAUUAACUAUGACGAGGAAUACAAGGUGACGAGCUUUGAGCAGCGGCUAAUGAGUGAGAUUGAGUUUCGUUUGGAAAGAACUCCAGUCGAAGAGUCGGAUGAUGAAGUUCAGCAUGAUGAAAUUCCCACUGGAAAAUGUAUCGCGCCCAUUUUCGACAAGAAACUGAAGCACUUCAGGGCUGUGGAAGGGAUUCCUGUCACAUUUACCUGUAAAGUUGUUGGAAUUCCAGUUCCUAAGGUUUACUGGUUUAAGGAUGGAAAGCAGAUUUUGAAGAAAAAUGAUCACUAUAGGAAAAUCAGAGAGGGUGAUGGGACGUGUUCUUUACACAUAGAAGCCGCUACAAGUGACGAUGACGGCAAUUAUACAGUCAUGGCAGCAAAUCCACAGGGUAGAAUAAGUUGCUCUGGCCAUUUGAUUGUCCAAACGGGUCCCGUGCGAAACCGGCCCUUGGUGCACUCUCAGAGAGUCAGAGCACGUGUACAGGAAGUGGAGGGAGAACCGACUCAAGAGCGCUUCUUCCGCCCGCACUUCCUGCAGGCUCCAGGAGAUAUGUUGGCCCAUGAGGGCCGGCUCUGUCGGUUAGACUGCAAGGUGAGCGGAUUACCCCAUCCUGAAAUCAUGUGGCUUCUGAACGGGAAGCCCAUAUAUCCAGACAUAACUCAUCGAAUGCUUGUGAGAGAAAAUGGGAUCCAUUCUCUGGUUAUUGAUCCUCUGACUCAAGCUGACGAUGGGACGUACACCUGCAUCGCCUCAAAUAAAGCCGGACAGAGUUCAUUCUGCCUCGAGCUCAAAGUCGUGGAAAAAGAGAUAAAGCAGGCUCCACAUUUUGUGGAAAAGCUGCAGAACACAGGCAUCGCAGAAGGCGCUCCAGUGCGUUUGGAGUGCAGAGUUGUGGGAAUGCCACAGCCGCUCAUUUACUGGAAGAAAGACAAUGACACGAUCCCUCACUCGAAGGACAGAGUUAGCAUGCAUCAGGACACUACAGGUUACGUAUGUCUACUAAUUCAACCGACCAGAAAAGAAGAUGCUGGCUGGUACACGGUGUCUGCGAAAAACGAGGCUGGAAUCAUAUCAUGCACAGCCAGACUAGACAUUUACGCUCAGUGGCAUCAGCACGUCCCUCCACCUCUGAAGAGAACACAGAUCCCUGCCAGUCGCUACACUGCUCUGACCGGACACGGACUGGAUAUAAAGUCAGCCUUCCCCAUGAGUGACAACGGCCCCGUCAUGUUCCUCGCCUCCCGAUCGGGCCGAACACAAGAGAGCGAGGAGCUGUAGAUGCUCGCAGGUUCAGGAUGGUGUGUUCAGUUGUUGGUAGCUAGUUUAGCAGUCUAAACUCAAACAAGCAUCUGAUUUGGACGAACACUUUGAUUUCCCUCACUGCAUUUAACAUUAUUUGCACAAGAUUUUUUCCCCCUUUAUCAUGAAAUUUGUGCCAUUUGAGGCAUUUUUGUUCUGGUCAGUUUGUUGUAAUCCUUUGGCUAUUCUGCCUUACAUAUCACAUAUAUUAUACAAUUAUGUAAUAUUGUUUUAUUAGACUGUGUGUCUGUUGCAUUACCAACUGUGAAUGUAAAAGCUUCUGCAGGUUUCAUUCAGCAAAACUCUUCGACUACUGCUAUUGAUUCAUAUUUCAAGCACGAGUCAUAUCAGCAAGAUUAUAGAUUUAGAGAUCAAACAAAACUUUGCAUUUCCAUCCUAAGUGAAUCACAGUUCUGCUGAAAUCAUCACAUUUAUUGUUGUUUUAAUAAUAAAGUACUACAGAAGAAUGGGGAAAAAUGGUCGUACCUAAAUUCUCUUGCACUGCACAUGGAAGGAAUGUUUAUAUAAUAUUGUUCCUGAAGAAUAAAUACUGCAAAGUUCUCUGCAAUGUGACAGAAUCAGAAAUAUAUUAGAUAUUAUAAAUUGUUGUGGAAGUUUACAAAGCCUUUAAUCAAAUGUAUUGUUAUACAAUCACUAGGAUACAUAAAUGCAAAUACCUGAUUUGUGAACAUGUACAAUAGUUGUUUUUCUUGAAAAUAAAGUUAUAUUUAUUCAAACACA